AUGAUUGAAGAGAUGACAAGGGCUGCUGAAGAGCAAUUGAAACCAUUUCCAAAACCGCCCGCACUGGUUCAACUUACCGAAAAUCAAAGCCUCCGACUGAAGUUUUCUCAACUUGCAGCAAAUCUAACAAAGGGUGAUCUGAGCCAAUCGCAAAUUGCCAAAGCGCUCGAAGACGUCCUCAAUCAAAUAAAUUCCACAAAUUCCAAUUCGAGCCCAGCUACAUCCGCGCCAUUGCAAGUCGCGUUGAAUUCUGGGACCACGGUGGUGACAACGAUGAAGCCUACGAUAGCGCCUCCUGCCGUGAGUAUUCCGGGCGCCCCUGUGGGUCAAUGCCAACCAAAUUGUGUUGGGAUGUCGACAUGCGUAUCAAAACAAUGCGUAUGCCUAUCUUCUGUGGCUACCUACAUUCCAGUAGUUGGUUGUGUUGUUCUCGGAAAGCCGCCGCUACAUUCUGCUGUUCCUCUCUUCUCAUCUGGCGCUCAAGUCACACCGACUGGCCCAAUAGCCGCAGUCGCUCCGGUCGCAGCUGUAGCUCCCAUGCCCAGUCCGGUACUUUCCGUUGCGACAGCCCUCCCCCAAAUGCUUGCGCUGCCCUCGGAAGCCCAGAUGAAUGGACAGCGUACUAAUAUUAUGCUCCUCCCAAACCCUGGUCUACCCAACUAUCAAAUGGCGCGAUUUAUGGCUCCUCUUCCUCCACCAACGGUUCCAAUUCCGACCGUCGUCAUGCCACAGGCAUAUCCCCGUCAACCAUGCCAUCUAGCAGGUACCGAAUGCACUGGCGGCUCUCAAUGCAGUGAAGGUGUCUGUAUGUGCCCUCCACAUUUGGUGUUGGAAGGGCAAGUAUGCGUCAUCCCUGUUGCUCCAGGUGGCCUCGCCCCAGCUACACAUUUCUACAGUCCUUACGCGAAUUUCUUUGAACUGCUGAAU
Mesorhabditis spiculigera is the source of this 927-nucleotide messenger RNA. The record is from the annotation of a GenBank genome assembly. NCBI's taxonomy places the organism in Eukaryota, Metazoa, Nematoda, Chromadorea, Rhabditida, Rhabditidae.